Molecule: messenger RNA, 177 nt
Organism: Leishmania major strain Friedlin
Lineage: Eukaryota; Euglenozoa; Kinetoplastea; Trypanosomatida; Trypanosomatidae
Product: ghistone H1 like
Exons: 1
Coding region: 1-177 (58 amino acids)
Source: RefSeq, a predicted model, not a curated record
AUGGCCACGUCUCCGCAUGCUGCUGUGAAGAAGGCCGGCUCGAAGAAGGCCGGCUCGAAGAAGGCGGCGCCCAAGGCCUCUGCGCCGAAGAAGGCGAAGAAGGCGGCGCCCAAGAAGGCGAAGAGCACCGGGUCGAAGAAGAAGAGCGGCGCGACGAAGGCCGCGGCGAAGAAGUAG